GAACCUGGAAGUUGCCUCUUGCCCCGAAUCGCCGUAGAGCAUGACGUGUGGUGGGACACAAACCUGAAGUGGAUCCACAGGCAUUGCUGCUAGCCAACAGGAAGCUGCGAAUCGCGCUUCCUCAGUUGAAUCGCAGACAGUCAGAAAUAGGCAACGCCCCUUCAGCCUCCUUUACUUGCGACUUUCUACCGAACCUGUACCCAGUAGAGAGCCCGACCGAAUUCGAGGCGAGCAUCGGACACCCGGGGUGAUGCCGAAAAAGAGACACCUCAACAAGUACUCCAAACCGCAAUCGACCGCCCCAGCGUUGCUCAGCAGCACGGCUGCUCGCAGAAACAACACCCAUCAUGAUGACUCAUCCCGAAGCCGCGGCGUCAAUGAACUGCUGGCCGACCUCCGCCGCACCGGCCUGAGCGGCCCUCCGGCUCCGGAUGUGGUCCAGCCAACCAUUCAUCCCUCGCUCCGCCAUAUUCUCCAGAUCCCGGAGACGCCACCUCCUCGCCCCCGGCGGCCGCCUAUCCGGGGUGGGACUGCUGGUGCGAGGCUCCCUCCUGGUCCGCCUCCGCCCCGUAGUUGGUUAUCAAGACCGGAGCGCGCGGAAAACGCUCUCCGGCGGUCGGCAAUCGAGUCCGCCGCAGCGUGGAGGUCUGUUCAGCGGCCAUUGCCGGGGCUGAGCCUGCCGGCGCGUGGAAGUCUGAUCGAUGUGGUUCUGCGCCGCAUGGUUCUCGACUGGGAGUGGCAGAGGUCGUAUUGCCGCUAUCACCUUUAUGAGCUCCCAACACAUCUGCGGGUUGCUUUGAUCACCUACCUAGCCGCGUACACCGACGAGGGUGUCUCUGUGCGUGAUCUUCAGGCCGUUCUCCAGCCUCCUCCAGACGUCCCUGAUUACUAUGAGGACCCGGCGCCCCCAAGCAUCAUAAACGAGUCUUUUAGUUAUCUCGACCUAUUUGGCUCGAUUGGGCGGUCCUUGAGACUCCGCGAGUUGUCGGAUCUCCUCUUUCCCCGUGAACCUGAGUCCAACAACUUGCAGGAAUCCUGGGACACAGCCGAUGCGUCCUCGGCCGAUAUCCCCCGCCCGCUGCUUCCCAAUCUAACUCACCUCUCGCUUGCGCUAGACCCCUCGUUUUGUCGCGAUGUCUCGUGGCGACAUCUCUUGGCCUUCGCGGCCCGUCUGCCGGGGCUGACCCAUCUCAGUCUGGCCUUCUGGCCCGAGCCGACGCUCACUCCCAACGCCAAACUGGCCACGGUCAUCUCUCCGCAGACGGGGCGGACGUUACAGUACGGCGGAACCGGGCCCUACAGCCAUUCCCUAGACGACGACUGGGCCGAGCAGGUCCUAGUCCUGCGCCGUCUCAGCAGGUGUCUGUACGGGCUCGAGUACCUCGACCUGACGGGGUGCGGCGCAUGGUUCCCCGCGCUGUGGGCCAGUGCCGGGGAGGGCGACACGGUCGACUGGACGGGCGCAUGGGGCAAAAUCUCUACGGUGGUCAUGUACCCCGGCUAUCGGCUGGGCAAUGAUGCUGGGCUGGCGGAGACGGCGCGGUAUUGGGAGUUUGUGGACUAUGCGAGGCGGGUGGAAAGGCACGUGAGGAGUUGCCGGGCUGGGAGGGGCAGGUUCUUUAGUGUUGAGACGUGUAAGCGGCCGGGAGAGCUGUAG
Messenger RNA from Parathielavia appendiculata, 1657 nucleotides. RefSeq lists its product as uncharacterized. NCBI's taxonomy places the organism in Eukaryota, Fungi, Ascomycota, Sordariomycetes, Sordariales, Chaetomiaceae. The record is from RefSeq and is a predicted model, not a curated record. Bases 251 to 1657 code for a protein of 468 amino acids. The transcript has 2 exons.